Molecule: messenger RNA, 1968 nt
Organism: Morus notabilis
Lineage: Eukaryota; Viridiplantae; Streptophyta; Magnoliopsida; Rosales; Moraceae
Product: probable zinc metallopeptidase EGY3, chloroplastic
Exons: 6
Coding region: 109-1809 (566 amino acids)
Source: RefSeq, a predicted model, not a curated record
UCCAACCUUCUAGACCAUCCUCUCUCCUCUUCCAAGCCCGCCUUUAAUGGCCUCUCUCGUCUCUCGUACUUCCUCAAACGAACAACACCAAGAACGAGCUCUUCUCCAAUGGCGACUCUUUCAAUUACCUCCCAUUGUUCUUCUAUACCCACAUGGAAGAAGAAGAACAAAAGCUCAUCUUUCACCAAGAUCAAUCCACUUCGCAACAACACCCACUUCUCCUUUUCUCUCUCGAGAAAAUCAGCUCUCGGAAAAUUCUCCAUUAAAGCCGAGCUAGAUGAAAAACCCACUUCUUCUUCGUCUUCUUCUACUGUGUUUUCAGAGAAGCCAAGUGAUACUGAAGAAACCCAGAAGAGUGAAGCGGUUUCUGAGUCUGAAGAAGAGGAAGAAGAGCAAGAGAAGGAUUGGAAGACGGACGAGGAGUUCAAGAAGUUCAUGGGGAAUCCGUCGAUUGAAGCGGCGAUAAAGUUAGAGAAGAAGAGAGCGGAUAGGAAGCUCAAGGAGCUAGACAGGGAAAGCAGCGACAGUAAUCCACUUGUUUCCUUCUUCAGCAGAGCUGUGCGAGAGAGCUUGACCAGAGAGAAAGAGAGGUUGGAGAAAGCUGAGCAGAGCUUUAAAGCUCUUGACCUUAACAAGUUGAAGAGCUGUUUCGGUUUUGAUACAUUUUUCGCGACUGAUGUUAGAAGAUUUGGGGAUGGAGGAAUUUUCAUUGGAAACUUGAGGAGACCCAUUGAAGAGGUCAUUCCUAAAUUGGAGAAAAAGCUUUCUGAUGCGGCAGAAAGGGAUGUGGUUGUAUGGUUCAUGGAGGAAAAAACAAAUGAUAUCACAAAACAGGCAUGUGUGGUGCAACCUAAAGCAGAAAUAGAUCUCGAGUUCGAGUCAACCAACCUGAGUACCCCGUUGGGUUACAUUAGUGCCAUAGCCUUAUGUGUUACAACUUUCGGGACCAUAGCUCUGAUGAGUGGCUUCUUCCUUAAACCCGAUGCGACAUGGGAUGACUAUAUUUCUGAUGUUGUGCCUCUCUUUGGUGGCUUCAUUUCCAUCUUGGGGGUUUCUGAGAUAGCUACAAGGUUGACGGCAGCUCGUUAUGGUGUGAAACUGAGUCCAUCUUUUCUUGUGCCAUCCAAUUGGACGGGGUGUCUAGGAGUGAUGAAUAACUAUGAGUCGUUGCUACCUAAUAAGAAAGCUCUCUUUGAUAUUCCGGUGGCACGAACAGCUAGUGCUUAUUUGACGUCGCUAGCACUAGCAGUCGCAGCCUUUGUGGCUGAUGGCAGCUUUAACGGGGGUGAUAACGCAUUGUAUAUAAGGCCUCAGUUCUUCUAUAACAACCCAUUGCUUUCUUUUAUCCAGUAUGUUAUCGGACCUUACACAGAUGACCUUGGAAAUGUAUUGCCAUAUGCAGUAGAAGGUGUUGGAGUUCCUGUUGAUCCCCUGGCUUUUUCUGGGCUUUUAGGAAUGGUGGUGACAUCUCUGAACUUGUUGCCUUGUGGAAGGCUCGAAGGAGGGCGCAUAGCGCAGGCCAUGUUUGGGAGGAGUACCGCGACUCUGCUCUCUUUCGCAACUUCGCUUUUGCUUGGCAUUGGAGGGCUGAGUGGAAGUGUCCUGUGUUUGGCAUGGGGUUUGUUUGCAACCUUUUUCCGCGGUGGAGAGGAAAUACCUGCGAAAGAUGAGAUCACUCCAUUGGGGGACGACAGGUAUGCUUGGGGUUUCGUCCUCGGUCUCAUCUGUUUCCUGACUCUCUUCCCCAACAGUGGAGGGACAUUCUCUAGCUCCUUCUUAAGUGGGCCAUUUUUCAGGGGUGAUAUGUAAAUACAUUUUAUAGAAUUGUAAAAAUUUUCAGGUUUUAAGUGUUUAAUUUGUUUUCUGUAGUUAGAUUUAUGCUCUGCAAGCUAAUUCCGAGAAAGGAAGAUCUACUGUAUAUUUUUCUUUUUAAUUCUCCCUUGAAUGAUAAAAUGUUCAAAAAGUGUA